AUGUCAGUAUUUCACGACGAAGUCGAAAUCGAAGAUUUUGAAUAUGAUGAGGAGAAAGAUGUAUACCAUUACCCAUGUCCAUGUGGAGAUCGAUUUGAAAUCGCUAGAGAAAUGCUCGAAAUGGGCGAAGACGUCGCAACCUGUCCAAGCUGUUCACUUAUUGUCCGCGUUAUUUACGACCCCGAAGAUUUUGUGAAACUUGAAACAUUGUCGAUAUCCGGAACGACGCCAAUUGCAGAAUCUGCUUAA
Molecule: messenger RNA, 249 nt
Organism: Caenorhabditis bovis
Lineage: Eukaryota; Metazoa; Nematoda; Chromadorea; Rhabditida; Rhabditidae
Source: the annotation of a GenBank genome assembly